AAAAUGAAUGAAAAUGAGAUUAUUGGAGAACCAACGUUGGGGAUGGUUUUUAAAUCUCAGGAAGAAGCAUACUCAUAUUACUCUAAUUAUGGGAUCCAGAAGGGUUUUGGUGUGAUGAAAAGAAGCUCAAAACGAGGAGAUGAUGGUGUUGUUAGAUAUUUUACUUUUGCAUGUGUUAAAAAUGAUCAAAAGAAAAAAUCUAUGGGGAAGAACUCAUUUGCCUCCAAACUUUCCACAAAAACGGUUAAGACUGAAAAUUCCGUAUAUGAGUAUAGAGUUGAAGAAGAUGUGAAAGUUGGCGACAUUAGAAAAGUUGCCGUUAUUGCUGCGGACGAUGAAGAAAAAUUUGAGUUGGUGAUGAAAGGCAUACGGGAAUUAAAGUUAAAGAUCACCAAUGACGAAAAGAAAAUUGUUCAAACAUCUUCUUCACAGCCACAAGAUCUUGCUGAGCAACAACAAGUGGUAAGUAGGACAAAUAAAGUAUUGAGUCCUAUGGUCACUCGAGGGAAAGGGCGUCCUGCAACAAAAAGGAAAAUUUCGAGAUUGGAAGUUGUGGUUCAGAAGCUGAAAAAAAAGAAUCAAAACAAGAAGCUUAAAGAGAGCGAACCAAAUAGAUUAAAAUCCACAAAGGCAUCUACAAAAACAUUGGAAGCCAAUAGCAUGUUAAUCAAGUUCCAACUUAUGGAGAAUAUUACAUGCCAAGGCCACCAGAUUCAUGCAUUUACCCCAGAAAUAGUUCAAUUCAACCACAAGAAAAGCUUUUGGAGGGUAUUACAUGCCAAGGCCGCUUGCUUCACCCAUUUAUCCCGAGAGUAG
Molecule: messenger RNA, 816 nt
Organism: Striga asiatica
Lineage: Eukaryota; Viridiplantae; Streptophyta; Magnoliopsida; Lamiales; Orobanchaceae
Source: the annotation of a GenBank genome assembly